AUGCGGCUUCCGAGUUGUCUACUUUUUUCAAUAUAUUUUUACUUGACAAUAGCGCAUUCCCCGCGCUUUGUUCGUCGACCAGAGGUGGCCAAUUUGAAAUGUGAUCGAUUAUUGCAGGCAGAUCGUCUUUACACAUUUAAAAACUCAUUUCUCCAUCGGCAUUCCCUCGUUCCACAGCCACUCAAUAUGUCUUGUGCGGAAAUUCGAAAGAGGAUUUUUAUGGGCGCUACAAUGUUUGAGCCACUCGAAUCUCCUUUUGCCAUUGCGAGAAAUGUUUAUAAGGAUUACGAGUUUCACGAAUUGUCCGUAGCCGCCCAUUGUCAUCCCGACAUUCAUUUCUGUUUUGUGAUCGACAAAAACUCGGCAUCGACCUUCAAGAGAAAUAUGCGACAAUUGGAGCGAUGCGUACCGACAGUACACAUUGCUAGUGAAAAUCUCUCUUUGAAGAGCACGGGUUUCAAUCAAAAUUGGGCACAUUAUACGUGUAUGAAGAAACUUUUGCAAGUGGCGCCACAAUGGAAAUAUCUCAUUCAGUUACAGAACAACGACAUUCUUCUCAAAUCCACCGCGAUUCUCUCCGACAUUUUCACCAUUUUGAAUGGAGCAAACGAUUUGAUGAACGAGACGAUCUCACAACAGAAACGAAUCAAUCAAAAACUCGACUGGAAUGUCUCAAGUUUGGGAUUGUUUCCAAAAGGUGAUCCCCGCAAUAAAGCGCAACUCAUUUUCCGAGCCGGUCUUAUCCAGGCGAGCCUUCACCGAGAAACGAUUAAAUGGAUUGUCGAAAAAGUGAACAUGACAAAACUGUUGGAUCAGUUCAAUUGGAAGGAAUACGGUGUCGACGAGUUCUGGUUGCCGACAUUGCAUGCAAGUGUGGAUUUGGGAAUGCCGGGAUCGAUCGAUGACUGUGAACUUGGAGUAAAAUUAAAUAGACCAUUGACUAGAUUAGACCAUUGGAAUCAUCAUUAUUCCCCGAUCAAUUGCAAAAGUCAUUUCCAACGGAACAGUAUUUGCAUUCUUGGAGUCGAGGAUCUACCCGAGCUCGUUGAGACGCUACAUUUUGGAGCGAACAAAGUUCUACCCAGCUUUGACUGGGCUGUGAUUUCGUGUCUCUACGAGCAUCUCUUCAACGGAAUACACAUCAGAAAAGAGAGAUUGAGUGUGCAAAAGAAAAAUGAAUAUCAAGAAUUGAGAAUUGUGAAAUGCCAUCGCCAAAGAAGACUCGCCAAAUUGCGGAAAACUAAAGAAAAUUAUUUUACAAAGUCGAGUAAUUUGAGGAAUUUCACAGGAAUUUCUGAGGAAUUUCACAAAGAUGAUGCAUUCGACUACAAUUUUUGCCAAAAGAAAUCCGCUCGAAACAUGAAGUGGAGAAAGGGUGACGUUGUGAUGGCCGAUUGGAACGGAUGCUUUUACAAGGCUAAGAUCAUCAAUGUUAGCGAAAAUGACGGCGAGACUCAUUACAAGAUUCAUUACGAUAGCUGGUCUUCAAAGUGGGAUCAAGUCAUUCCUGAAAGCGAGACGGGCAAAUGGGAAGCAUUCACUGCAGAAGCUGAGGAGGCUGCAAGAAAGCAAAUCAAGGGCGUGAAGGCUAGAGCCAAAGGACGUAAGCGACUUGCUGUAGGCGGUGGUGAAAGCGAUGCAACUCCAUCUGCACCAAAGAAAGAAGCAAAGGGGCAAACAUCUCCUCUUGAUUUCCCAGAAACACUGAAAGACAUCUUGUGUGAUGAUUACCAUAAAAUGACAAACUUGGGACUCUACAUAGCAAUGCCGGCAAAAGUCACCGUCCGUCAGAUCAUCCAAGAGUUUUGUGCCAAAAUCGCAGCUUCAGGGGAAGGAGAGAUGACGGUUGAGGUUCAAUAUGUAGACGGAGAGAAGGUCACUAAAAAAACAACAAAACACGAAUUCACUGCUUAUGCGCACAUGAUGGAACGUUUGAUCAACUCUUUGUUCACCAGGUGUCUCUGUGUAGAUCGGGACAAACAGCAAUUCCAGCGACUUGAGGAUGAACUUUUGAAGAUUGAGGAGAAGAACAACAACGGUUUGAUGAAGCCAUUCGCGCCUUCCGAACAUUUCGGUGUUGUGUAUCUGCUUCGUCUCUUGGUGAAGAUCAACGGUGAUUCCAAUUUCAUCGAUGCAUGUGAUCACUACAGCUUUUUCAAGCACAGCUCUGACUUGAUGAAGCACUUGCUCGACAACAUUGAUAAUUACUAUGACAAAGAUGCCUACAACGAGACCGACCGUUCGACUGCC
Messenger RNA from Mesorhabditis belari, 2250 nucleotides. The record is from the annotation of a GenBank genome assembly. NCBI's taxonomy places the organism in Eukaryota, Metazoa, Nematoda, Chromadorea, Rhabditida, Rhabditidae.